Molecule: messenger RNA, 933 nt
Organism: Erigeron canadensis
Lineage: Eukaryota; Viridiplantae; Streptophyta; Magnoliopsida; Asterales; Asteraceae
Product: T-complex protein 1 subunit eta-like
Exons: 7
Coding region: 1-933 (310 amino acids)
Molecular function (GO): ATP binding
Source: RefSeq, a predicted model, not a curated record
AUGGCCACGUGCACAUCUAACGACACCAAUGACGGUCUUGUAAAAAAGGGAACAAUCUUGCAAAACAUACUCAAAGUAAGGGACCGUCGAUACUUGAAAAAGAACCCCAUUACUCAACUUGAACGAAUGCAAAAGCCAUACGCCUCUUUGCUUUCUGAUGAGGAUGUUUUAAGACCUAUUCUUAGGUCAGAGCUUAAAAAAGGCGCCGACGACUUGAUUCAAAACGGUGUUUCAGUUGAAUUAAUCAAGAAAGUUUUUAAAUCAGUGUGUGAUAUGAUCGUCAACAAGAUCAAAGAAUCAGCUGUAAACAUGGAGGAUUCAAAGAUGAAAGGCGCACUAUCCGCAUUUUAUGCCACACAACUCCAGAAAGAGCUGUUCCCCUCAGAACCUUCUCGGAAACAUAUGGCAGAGAUUAUGGUUGGUGCUGUCCAUGCUGCAGGAUAUGAUCAUGAGUAUGUUGGUCCGUUUCGUAAAAUUUUAAGUGAAUAUGAAGAUGGGUACGAGUCAAUUGGAAUAAUAAAGGUUUCUGGUGGUUGCGUCGAUGACUGCUUUUUUGAAGAAGGUAUCGCCUUUAAACCACGUGGUGAUGGUUUUAAUGAGCGGAAAGUGGUUAAUCCAAAGAUCCUGCUCUUAAACAUCAAGCCUGUUCAAAAUAUCAAUGAGAGGGUUGACCUAAACAUAGAGGAUAUACUAAAUAAGACACAGAAGAAUCAUGUGAAGGAUCGUUCCAUCGUUGUUUUAUCAUGUCAAGCUCUUGAUGAGGAUGCAAAAAAGGUAUUGGCAAGCAGGCAUAUAUGUUUUGCAGAUCUAGUUUCAGAAGUUGAUCUACGUCGUAUUGCAGGUGCAACUUGUGCUUGUAUCAUAUCAAGCAGCAAUGACUGCCGACUAAGCAUAGUAAUUCUCUUCUAUCUAAUAAAACUAUAUGUUUAUUGA